AUGAGCUACCACUGUCUUAGCUCCCAGAACCUCUGGGGAGAAGAUAAAUUCAAAUGGACACGGUUUGUUGGGCUCGGAAUUUGGUAUACAUCCUCCUCUGGACAUCAGAACAUUGAAGAGCAAGUCCUACAAAUGGACAACCUCGAUGUCUGGCUCAAGGGGCCGCCUAACAAGAAGGACUACAAUGGCAUUCAAUGGACACGAUUGUACCAGAUGGUCAUCGCAAGCGACGAUGGCAAAAAAAUUCCCCGCUCUUCGCCUGAGAAAUGCCUUUCGGCUUUACUUAGCCACUCCCAACUUCAGUUUGCAUUCGACUUCGCGAUGAGCUAUCCGGCAGGGAUAAGCGCACUACCUUUCCAGGCGGCUGGUGGCGAUGAGGUUCAUACCUACACUUUGGCUAACCAUCCAAAACUUGCAUUCUUGUGGAAGCAUGUUAUUCCAAGAGCACCCGAGUGCUACGGCACUACAUUCAAGAAUGAGGAAGCAGACAUAACUGAGCUAGUAUCAGUUAAGCCUGGUGGUUAUACUUUUGGGAUCGUAUUUGUUGAUUCUAAGGAAUAUGAAAACCUAUCAAAGCUCAUACAUCGCCAAUGGUCCACCAAUCUAGUCUCACAUCCCAUGUUUUCGGCUUUCAUCUCCAGUUUACAUCUAAAUUUCCGCAUCGACAAGAUACACCAACACAUCAAGACAGAGACCCGACGUGUUGAAGCAAGAACAGGUCAUCACUGUUUCAACAGCCUCCAACAGUUCCCAGCUCCUGGUGACCUACGGGAGCUGUUAGCAACCAUGAGCGGGUUUGCAACCAAGCUAGCAGGUACAAGCCGGAAGAUGGAGUUUCUCCGCGAGGUUUAUCAAUUCAUUCAUACUCAGAUGGAUUCAAAAUACGACGGCCACAAAUCAAACUUGAUAGAGGGAGAAGAACGUAGGGAUUGCAUGGAUAUGGGUCAACAGGUUAAGCUGAUGCAGCAUCGACUUGCCAUGCAGCGUCUUGAAAGCGACUUCAUUCUAGCUCGGGUCGAGGUACAAAUGAAUGCUAUGUUCCACCUUACCUCGCAGCAGGACAGCGUAAAUGGAAUACACAUUGCAAAUGCGACGCAGGCGACCGCAGUUGUUUCCCUUCAGGAGUCAUCAUUCAUGAAAAUACUCACCCUCAUGGCUGUAACGUUCCUGCCCGGUAACUUUGUGGCUGCUCUCUUCUCGGCCUCUCUCUUCGGCUCGGAAACUGCUGCCAACAUGAUAACGAUUGCUAAUAAACCACUGUUUGCGUUGUUCUGGAUCAUUACUAUCCCACUUACACUCUUCAUCUGCAUCGUCGUAGUUGUAUGUGUGUUCAUACAGAACAGGAAUACACAGAAGAAAAUUCGCGUUGCACAGGAUCAAUUGACCAAUAGAUCACAAGAGCGAAGAACAUCUUAG
Clonostachys byssicola is the source of this 1416-nucleotide messenger RNA. The record is from the annotation of a GenBank genome assembly. NCBI's taxonomy places the organism in Eukaryota, Fungi, Ascomycota, Sordariomycetes, Hypocreales, Bionectriaceae.